AUGGCGACGAACACAGCGAGGCAGGGCUACAACAGCACUGCGCGACGAGAGGGAGCUCUGAAACUGGCGGGGCUGCUGUCCAGGAAGAAGAGGAAGAAGACAGGUCGGAGAAGUCGAUCUAGAAGCCUUGUGGCCGCGUGCGUCGUGGAAGGAGACAUAGCGGAACUUGGCGGACUCCCCCACGGCGGCAGAAGAGAUCGGACGUGGUCGGAGAGGCUACCCCGAGCUCGAGCUCGAGCUCGGCCGGAGCAUGGUGGGCAGGGCGAUGGCGUGGGCGUGGAGACUCACCUGGAGGCGGAGAGGGAAGAAGAUGAGGGGGAAUCGGUCAAGAGGAGACCCUAG
Molecule: messenger RNA, 342 nt
Organism: Triticum turgidum subsp. durum (durum wheat)
Lineage: Eukaryota; Viridiplantae; Streptophyta; Magnoliopsida; Poales; Poaceae
Source: the annotation of a GenBank genome assembly